Engraulis encrasicolus (European anchovy) is the source of this 3553-nucleotide messenger RNA. RefSeq names its product tribbles pseudokinase 3 (gene trib3). Gene Ontology annotation, biological process: protein phosphorylation; positive regulation of proteasomal ubiquitin-dependent protein catabolic process; regulation of MAP kinase activity. Gene Ontology annotation, cellular component: nucleus. Bases 873 to 1955 code for a protein of 360 amino acids. The transcript is spliced from 4 exons. Lineage: Eukaryota; Metazoa; Chordata; Actinopteri; Clupeiformes; Engraulidae. The record is from RefSeq and is a predicted model, not a curated record. Gene Ontology annotation, molecular function: mitogen-activated protein kinase kinase binding; ATP binding; protein kinase activity.
AUAUUUGAAGUCGUCCCACUACUGAGAUCACAGUCAGACGGAGGGGGCUCGUCUGAUUUGUAUCCUUAAAUCCAAAGGGACUGGACUGGUCGAAGGAUUUCAUAACAGGUGACCAAAGGAGGAGAACAGCUUCAGAAGAACUUUUAGUCGGACUCUUCAUUCUGGCGCGUUCAUAAGUUUGGAUAACUGUAUUGUCAGAAACAACCGCUUCUACAACUUUUUUCAUCGAUAUUUCUUUAUCAGCUCCGCAACUUGCAACGUGUUGGAUUUCAUUCACCGCACAACCAAAUAUUUGUAGGCCUACGUUUAUUCCAGUAACCAGACUCAACGCGAUAGAACGGGACAGAAGAUCUAGAAGUUGUUUCGGAUACGCAAGCUGCAGUCAUUCAGCGGGAAUUGUACAACCCAGUUGGGGAACAAAGACACCGAGACAACAACACGAGCGAACACCGGUGAAAUUGCCGCCAGCCCGACCCUGUGGUUUUGCACUCCAUAAGUCCUUGCUCUUUUCCAGGAUGAGAAAAUAAAUACCGCACUUAACUGUGUGUUCAAAACACGCUCUCUUGCCAUUGAAUAAUAUAUAGCGGUAAUCAGAAGUGAACUGUGAAUGGCCAAAUAGUCUGAAGACAGACUGGAGUGGAGUGAGACUCACUUACAACUUAGCCUACGACUCGAGCUACUACUUUGUCCAGACAAGCAAAGUUGCGCCAGCCACCUGGUUUUGGAACUUUUCACCUCUGUGUUUUAUUUCAUUUUUGGGAGAACGACAGAGAAUGGCCUUUUGACAAGUUAGCUCAAGGGAGCGGACUUGCCAUACCAUUGUUCUCUGUUUUGGAGAGGAGCUGAUCCCUUUGUCUUCAUAGUCAAGCGAGAUGAGCCUGAACCUCAGAACUCCCAGCCUCCCUUUGCGCCUGAAACGAGUGGACUUUGAAGACCCCCAAGACCCUGACGCGUUCAAAUGCAAGCGUCCCAGACUGAGCCAGACCCCUUCCCCCGGCCUCGCACCAUGCCUCCGGCCUCUCUCCCAGAGCCACGGGCCCCCUGUCCCAGAGAAGCACUGCGUUUCCCACAUAGGGCCCUACGUGCUGCUGGAGCUGACUGAAGGCACACACACCUACAGAGCUGUGCACAGGAUCACAGAGCAAGAAUACACCUGCAAGGUGUUCUGUAUGAAGAAGUACCAGGAGCUGAUCGCCCCGUACACGCGCCUGUGCCCGCACGAGCACAUCAGCCGCAUCUCGGAGAUCAUCACGGGCGAGCACAACGUCUACGUCUUCUUCCAGCGCAACUACGGCGACAUGCACUCGUACGUGCGCACGUGCAAGCGUCUGCAGGAGGAGGAGGCCGUGCGCCUCUUCACGCAGAUGGCCACCGCCGUCGCGCACUGCCACCAGAACGGGGUCGUGCUCCGCGACCUCAAGCUGCGCAAGUUCGUCUUCACCAACCCACAAAGAACCAAGCUGGUGCUCCAGAACCUGGAGGACUCGUGCCUGUUGCGCGGAGAGGACGACUCGCUGACGGACAAGCACGGCUGUCCGGCAUACGUGGGCCCGGAGAUCCUCAACGCGCGCCACUCCUACUCGGGCAAGGCCGCGGACGUGUGGAGCCUGGGCGUGGUGCUGUACACCAUGCUGGCGGGACGCUACCCCUUCCAGGACGCAGAGCCCGCCGCGCUCUUCAGCAAGAUCCGCCGCGGCACCUUCACAAUCCCGGACACGCUGUCGCCGCGCGCCCGCUCCCUGGUCUGCUGCAUGCUGCGCAAGGCGCCCUCGGAGAGGCUGGCGGCGGGGGACAUCCUCCAGCACCCCUGGCUGCUGUGGGGGGGAGGCCAGGCGCCUAUGGCCCCCCACCAGCUCAGCUCCAGUAGGAACUGUGUGGACCAGGUGGUCCCGGACUCUGUGUGCAGUAGUAGUAGUAGUAAUGGUGGUGUCGAUGACAGUGGGGACUAUCUGUAAUAAAGACAGACAGAGACUUCCACAAGCAAAAAAAAACAAAAAGACUCAAGACGUUAAGUCACACCUCCCUGCUCACCCACCCCCUCCUCCUCCUCCUCCUCCCUCCACAAACACACACGUACGCUCUCACACUCCUCCAGCCAGGCAGCCAUACAUGGGAAUGGUGCUGUGGUGCCCCCCAACCCCGCCUCCCUUCCCUGCUGCUCUGCUCCCCUCCGCGUUCCUUAGCUUCUCCCCGGAGGUAACAAGAGUGUGGGGAUUGCAUCAGAGGGCAGGAGGAGGUCACGGGGUAGAGACGCGAGGAGGAGGAGGAGGAGGAGGAGCAGCAAGAAGAUUCCUCAGCUACCGUCACACAUUGCUCCGUGUCAGGCCGUGAGUGAUGUGUGAACGGACCUGUCAGGUACUAGCUAGAAUAGUUUCUUUUUUUUUUAAACCACGGCAGUGUCUGCAGCAGUGAACAGAGAAAAGUGUUUCUGAGUUAGACUGGGGGACUGGAUCCAACCUCCCUCUGAAAAAGGAGGAAAAAAAGUUUUUCAAAGUUGUUAUGACAUCUGUGCUGCAGUGCAGACAGCUAAGCGCAGCCAGGAAAAAGUCACUUGGCAGUUGUGGUGGAUAAAGCAGUCACAGAAGCAGGAUUUCCAGACGUCAGUCAUAACUCAUGCGACUGUUGUUUUGUCGAAAAUGCAUUACGUUCAGCAGUAUUCACACUGAGCUAGGACAGGCUUUGAUUUCAUUGGUUGUUCAACACACUGAAAUAUGCGUUAGUCUCGGUUUGACUCUCAGCUGUUAAAAAAAAGAAAACUAUGAAAACAAAAACAAAAAAAAUCGUAGACAGCUGUCAGAUACCUCUUUAAACUUGAAUCCUGGAGUACUUGAUGCACAAUUUGUGCCUUUUUUUGUUAUCGUUGUUUCUUGUUUUUACUGUUUACAUUAUUUGCAGUGGAUAAAACAUCCUGAUCUGACCAGUCAAAAGUGCCUUUUUGAGUUGAACAGUUGAUUUCUUUUCUGCUCUCUCGGCUGCUGAGUUGAAAUGAGGCGAAUGUUUUCACCAAAGACUGAUUUUUGCGUUCAUCAGUCCAAACUCAAGAGACUGACUUCAGUGUAGCUCUUCUGAAGACUCUCUUUGGCUUUCCUUCUAAAGGGUUGGUUAUAGUUCUGUAUUCUUUUUGAAAGCUUAAUAUAAUUCUUUAUUCUGUAUAAAAUCUUUUUUUUUUGCCCUGCUCGCUGAAUCGGAAGACCUUGUGAUGUCGCCAUCUUUGCGCGCAUGAAAAAAAAACAAAAAACGUUGCUUUCAGAUUUUACAGCUCAUGCCAGCAGUGUCUCUAGGCUUGAGCUGUCUUAUUAUGUAUGUAGGCAUAGUGGAGGAGGGCAAGGGCCCCCCAAGGAUACAGCGCUCCAAUAUUCCCCAAUACAGCAACUUUCCAUUUGGGUGGUGCAAUGUCGUGCCCACAGUUGGUUAGGCAUAAACAACACUUGUCGUAAAAGUUGUGCUCAGUGGUGAUGCAAGCAUGCAGAUGUUGAGCCCCGCCAUCACGUUCACCAAAUCGGUGAUUCUAUUUUUUGUUUUGUUUUGUUGCAAAUGUAAAUACAUUUUGUUU